Molecule: messenger RNA, 1460 nt
Organism: Balaenoptera acutorostrata (minke whale)
Lineage: Eukaryota; Metazoa; Chordata; Mammalia; Artiodactyla; Balaenopteridae
Gene: RNF25
Product: ring finger protein 25
Exons: 10
Coding region: 22-1401 (459 amino acids)
Biological process (GO): protein ubiquitination
Cellular component (GO): nucleus
Molecular function (GO): protein binding; ubiquitin protein ligase activity
Source: RefSeq, a predicted model, not a curated record
CGGCUGCGGGCCGCAGAAGACAUGGCGGCGUCUGCAUCGGCAGCUGCAGGGGAGGAGGACUGGGUCCUUCCCUCUGAAGUUGAAGUGUUAGAGUCUAUCUAUCUGGAUGAACUACAGGUGGUCAAAGGAAAUGGCAGAUCAUCACCAUGGGAGAUCUGCAUCACCCUGCACCCCGCCACUGCAGAAGACCAGGAGUCACAGUAUGUCUGCUUCACUCUGGUGCUUCGGGUCCCAGCACAGUAUCCCCAUGAGGUGCCACAGAUCUCUAUCCGUAACCCCCGAGGACUCUCAGAUGAACAGAUCCACAAGAUCUCACAGGCGCUGAGCCACAUGGCUGAGGCUGGGCUGGGUACUGCCAUGCUCUAUGAACUCAUCGAGAAAGGGAAGGAAAUUCUCACUGAUAACAACAUCCCCCAUGGUCAGUGCGUCAUCUGCCUCUAUGGUUUCCAGGAGAAGGAGGCCUUUACCAAAACAACCUGUUACCACCACUUCCACUGCCACUGCCUGGCUCGGUACAUCCAGCACAUGGAGCAGGAGCUGCAGGCCCAGGGACGGGAGCAGGAACAGGAAUGGCAGCACGCCGCAACCAGACAGAAGGUCGUUGGUGUGCAGUGCCCGGUGUGCAGAGAGCCACUCGUGUACGAUCUUGCCUCGCUGAAAGCAGCCCCUGAACCCCAGCAGCCCGUGGAGCUGUACCAGCCCGAUGCAGAGAGCUUGCGCCAGCAAGAAGAGCGCAAGAGGCUCUACCAGAGACAGCAGGAGAGGGGGGGCAUCAUUGACCUCGAGGCUGAGCGUAACCGGUACUUCAUCCGCCUCCAGCAGCCUCCUGCCCCUUUGGAACCCGAGUCAGCUGUAGAUGCCUCCGGAGGAUCCCACCCACCCAGUACCCUUGCCACCGAACAGUCCACCUCAUCAACUGCUCAGACCACCCUGUCAGCUCCUCUGCCUGUGGCCUCCCAGUACACAUGUGAGAAGAUUCCAGGGGCUGGGCCAAAUCAGCAAAAGCUGGGCGAGACCCAGAAAGCUAUGCUAGAUCCUCCCCGGGCCAGUCGAGGUCCCUGGAGACAGCCCGAACGGAGGCACCUAAAAGGAGGGGAGUGCAAUGCCCUCAAAGGUACCAGUGACACCCAGGAACUGCCACCUCCUGAGGGGCCCCUCAAGGAGCCCAUGAACCUAAAGCCAGAGUCCUGUAACCAAGGGGUUGAAGGUCCUCCCCAGGAAAAGGGGCAUGGCAACUGGCAGGGUCCCCCGCCCCGCAGGACUCGCGACUGUGCCCGCUGGGAGCGCUCCAAGGGUCGGACACCGGCUUCUUCCUACCCCCGCCUGCCUCGGGGUCGGGGAGCCUACCGGCCUGGUCCUCGAAGAGAGCCCGUGAGCCUCGAAUCGGAGGAUGGUUCCUAGCAGUACUGUGGGGGGCGGGGGGGGACAAUAAAGAGAUUGGCCUUGUUUGGCUUUCCUUA